CGCGGCCCCGGAGGCGGUGCGGCGGAGCCCGAUGCGGCGGCCGGCGGCCGGCCGGGCCGGCGCGGCGGGGGGGCUCGGGAGGCCCGGCGCUUUGCAUUUUGCAGGGCCGUGUUGAGGGGGGCGGGCGGGGUGGCGGGGGGAGGAAACGGAAAGCCGCGCCGAGUCGCCGGGGACCCCGGGGCUGAGCCAUGUUGAGUCCUGCCACCGGGGAGCAGAUCCGCCUGGUGAGCUACGUGGAGGACUACCUGGACUCGAUCGAGUCGCUGCCGUUCGACCUGCAGCGGAACGUCUCGCUGAUGCGGGAGAUCGACGCCAAAUACCAAGAGAUCCUGAAGGAGCUGGAUGACUACUACGAGAAGUUCAAGCGGGAGGCGGACGGCGCCCAGAAGAGGCGAGUGCUGCACUGCAUCCAGAGAGCCCUGAUCCGCAGCCAGGAGCUGGGCGACGAGAAGAUCCAGAUCGUGAGCCAGAUGGUGGAGCUGGUGGAGAACCGCACGCGGCAAGUGGACAGCCACGCGGAGCUCUUCGAGGCCCACCAGGAGAUGGGCGACAGCACCAACAGCGGCAAGGCCGGGCAGGACAAGUCAAAGAGCGAGACAAUCAUGCAGACGGACAAACCGAACAAUAAGCGGUCCCGGCGGCAGCGCAACCACGAGAACCGGGAGAACGCCUCCAACAACCACGACCACGAGGACCUGUCCACGGGCACGCCCAAGGAGAAGAGAGCCAAGACCUCGAAGAAGAAGAAGCGCUCCAAGGCCAAGGCGGAGCGGGAAGCCUCGCCGGCGGACCUCCCCAUCGACCCCAACGAGCCCACGUACUGCCUGUGCAACCAGGUCUCCUACGGGGAGAUGAUCGGCUGCGACAACGACGAGUGCCCCAUCGAGUGGUUCCACUUCUCCUGCGUGGGCCUGCAUCACAAACCCAAGGGCAAGUGGUACUGCCCCAAGUGCCGGGGCGAGAGCGAGAAGACCAUGGACAAGGCGCUGGAGAAGUCCAAGAGGGAGCGGGCCUACAACAGGUAGCUCGCGGCCCCGCCGAGCCGUGCACGCCGCGCCCCAGGAGAGGAGGGGAGCGGAGGGGAGGGGAGGGGGACCCGCGGUCCCCGGCCCCGCUGCCCGCCCAGGCCCCGGCCGCCGCCGCCGCCAGGUGAGGGCGUGGGCGGCGCUCACGGGCGAGCUGCCCCUCUCCCGGGCGCGGCAGUGCGUGAGUGGUUCUCAGUCCGCGUCUCCGCGGGGAGACCGGUCUGGGGUCCACAUUGUAGAACUGAAAGCGGAGGUUUGAAUGAAAGACUUGAUCGAGUCUCAGCCGGACGCCGGGGGUGGGGAGGGACUCGGAGGCAACCUAACGAAUUAAAUGUGGAAAGCAAAGAUGUCACUCGGCUGUUUUAUUUUAUAAAAUAAUGUUAUACUUUAU
Perognathus longimembris pacificus (Pacific pocket mouse) is the source of this 1416-nucleotide messenger RNA. RefSeq names its product inhibitor of growth family member 1 (gene Ing1). Gene Ontology annotation, biological process: positive regulation of DNA-templated transcription. Bases 189 to 1025 code for a protein of 278 amino acids. Gene Ontology annotation, cellular component: nucleus. The transcript is spliced from 2 exons. The record is from RefSeq and is a predicted model, not a curated record. Lineage: Eukaryota; Metazoa; Chordata; Mammalia; Rodentia; Heteromyidae.